Messenger RNA from Copidosoma floridanum, 576 nucleotides. RefSeq lists its product as uncharacterized. Lineage: Eukaryota; Metazoa; Arthropoda; Insecta; Hymenoptera; Encyrtidae. The record is from RefSeq and is a predicted model, not a curated record.
AUGACGCAAGAUGCUGGCACCCCACCCUGGCAUGAACAGUUGGUAGCGUUGACGCAGCGGUUUUCGGACCUUGAAGACGUACCCCGAGUAGUCCGUCAGUCACCCGACGACGCCGAGUGCGAGACAUUUUUUGCUCAUCAUCGCCGAGCUGCUGACAGACGCUACAUCGUCCGCCUUCCACUGAAGCGCAGCGGAACCGAGCUGCUCGGAGAGAGUUUGCCCAGUGUGAGGGCGUCCCUCCGAUCUUCACAGCGCAGACUGCAACGCGAAUCCGAGAUGGCUGCUGAGUACGUUCUCUUCGUGGACGAGUAUCUUCGCUGUGGGCAAAUGCGGCCGCUGACCGACGCCGAGCUGUGUGCGUCCCCCGGGCCAGUGCACUACAUCUCGUAUCACGGCAUCUGGCAAGCCGGCGACCAACGAAGAAGACUACGCAUUGUCUUCAAUGCAUCACGACCGACUUCAACGGGCUACAGUCUCAACGACGCAUUGCAUGCUGGACCGAAGCUUCAAACCUGCCUGCCAAGCGUUUUACUGCGUUGGAGAAGGCACCGAAUUGCUUUUUGCGCGGACAUCUAG